AUGUAUGGUUUUGGAAACAUAUCAAGCAACAAUAUUCUUAUCUAUGACUUUUUCAUAUUCAAUAAUGAAUUCGAUAUGUUGGAAAUUCGUCUUUAUGAAUUAUAUGAUCAUGUUACGCUAUUUCUUAUUGCUGAAAGUAAUCAAACAUUCAGUGGAAAGUCAAAACCAUUGUAUUUGAAAGACAACUGGUCACGUUUUAGUCGGUAUCACAAUAAGAUACGUCGUGUCGAAGUCAACUUCAUGAUAUUAAAUCAAAAAACAACAGAUGCUUGGAGUAGAGAAAGAAGAAUGAGAGAUGAAGGCAUUCGAUUAGCUUUACCUCAUUCGACCAAAGACUACUUAUUGCUUACGUCAGAUCUAGAUGAAAUACCAAAAUCUCGUUUUGUUCAAGCGCUUGCUUCGUGUGAACUUCGGACUCCAUUUCAACCAAUGUUACUUCAAUGCGAUUUUUAUUAUUACUCAUUUGAAUUUCGUCAUGCUACUCGUCCGUAUUCAGAUGGUGGAACUGUGUCUAAAUUCAGUCCAAAUACAGCAGUACCAUCAGAUUUACGAAAAGCUCGUUUUCGUUAUCGUUCGAUGCCUAGUACCUGUUUUCAUUGUUCUUCUUGUUUUGAUCGUCUUGCAUCAGUUCGACUGAAAAUCGCUUCAUUUUCACAUACUGAAUUUGAUAUUCCUAAAUUUCGUGAUCAAAAUCAUAUUAUUGAUCGUUUUCGUAAUGGUAAAGAUCUAUUCGACAGAGUUGGUGAACGAUAUCGACGUACUUAUCCUCAUGAAACGGGUUUACCUAAGCUAUUACGAGUAGAACCUAAACGUUUUCUGUAUAUGCUGAAUAGAUCGUCGCCGAACGCUGGGUUUCGAGAUGUUUAG
Messenger RNA from Rotaria socialis, 867 nucleotides. The record is from the annotation of a GenBank genome assembly. NCBI's taxonomy places the organism in Eukaryota, Metazoa, Rotifera, Eurotatoria, Philodinida, Philodinidae.